Messenger RNA from Mangifera indica (mango), 1241 nucleotides. Its product is annotated as gibberellin 2-beta-dioxygenase 1-like. Lineage: Eukaryota; Viridiplantae; Streptophyta; Magnoliopsida; Sapindales; Anacardiaceae. The record is from RefSeq and is a predicted model, not a curated record. Bases 88 to 1107 code for a protein of 339 amino acids. The transcript has 3 exons. Gene Ontology annotation, biological process: gibberellin catabolic process; response to light stimulus.
UAUUUUUCUCGUAUAAAUACCACCGCUCAACUCAAAAGCCAUUCAAUUUAAUUCCGUCACCAUUUUCAUCUCCAUACAAUCUGAGUAAUGCUGGCCUUGUCUAAGCCAGUAAUGCAACACUUUCCAUUCACAAAAUCUUCUUGCAAAGCCUCUACAUUGUGCCCUGCAAUUCCUCUUAUUGACCUCUCCAAACCUGAUGCUGAAACCCUCAUAAUCAACGCCUGCGAAGGCUUCGGUUUCUUCAAGGUCAUCAACCAUGUAGUCCCCCUGGAAUUCAUUUCCAGGCUGGAAGCUGAAGCCUUCAAGUUCUUCUCUUUACCCCUCCCCGAGAAAGAGCAAGCUGGCCCCCCUUGCCCCUUCGGCUACGGCAACAAAAGUAUCGGACCAAACGGCGAUGUGGGUUGGGUUGAAUACCUCCUCUUCACUGCCAAUCAAGAGUCUAAUGUCCAACGAUUUGUUUCGGCCAAAAACCCUGAAAAUUUUAGUGUUGCUUUGAAUGAUUAUAUAUCAGCAGUGAAGAAAAUGGCGUGUGAGAUUCUGGAACUUAUGGCGGAGGGACUGAAGAUUCAACAAAAGAAUGUGUUCAGUAAGCUACUGAUAGAUGAACAGAGUGACUCUGUUUUCAGGCUAAAUCACUAUCCGCCUUGUCCGGAUAUUCAAGUUCUGAAUGGCAGCAGUAGCAAUAUGAUUGGAUUUGGAGAACACACAGACCCUCAGAUUAUUUCUGUGUUGAGAUCCAACAACACUACUGGCUUGCAAAUUUCUCUCAAAGAUGGGAGUUGGAUUUCAGUUCCUCCUGAUCAAAACUCCUUUUUCAUCAAUGUUGGAGACUCAUUACAGGCACAAAUUUAUGCGGUGCUGACCAAUGGGAGGUUUAAAAGUGUCAAACAUAGAGUCCUGGCAAACAGCUUAAAAUCAAGAGUUUCUAUGAUUUAUUUUGGUGGACCACCAUUGAAUGAGAAAAUAGCUCCAUUGCCUUCGCUCAUGAAAGGCCAUGAACAAAGCUUGUACAAAGAGUUUACAUGGUUUGAAUACAAAAAAUCUGCUUACAGUUCUAGGCUUGCAGAUAACAGGCUGAUGCACUUCGAGAAAAUAGUUGCCUCAUAAUGUAUUCAAUACUCAAAACAAAGGCUUAGAUUGAGAGUUACACUUGGUGUUAUCAUGUAAUUACCUUUCUUGUUUACUGCAUAAACACAAAUCACAUUGCUCAAUACAAGAUUGUGCUUAUGUUUAAGGCUUAA